Molecule: messenger RNA, 4002 nt
Organism: Conger conger (European conger)
Lineage: Eukaryota; Metazoa; Chordata; Actinopteri; Anguilliformes; Congridae
Gene: pcdh17
Product: protocadherin 17
Exons: 5
Coding region: 601-4002 (1133 amino acids)
Biological process (GO): homophilic cell-cell adhesion
Cellular component (GO): plasma membrane
Molecular function (GO): calcium ion binding
Source: RefSeq, a predicted model, not a curated record
UGGUCUGUGGUGUGUUAAAUUAUAAUCCUACCGUUUCAACAGUUGAUGUGGCAAGGAAGGUCCGCAGAAGACAUUGACGCCAGAUCAUUUUUGGAGAUACGCAGAAAUUGGACCGUUGACAUUCACGUUACAGCCGUCAUGCAUUGGACUUAGUAAAAAGAGCAAGGGCAAUGCUAUCACCGAGCUGUUUUACCCCGCAUCAAUGCAGCAUGCAAGAGGGAUGAUCACAUUUAUGAUAUCCGGUCUGGAUCUAUAUUUUAUUAUUUGGAUCUUCGCAUACCACAUGUGCUCGUGUGCCCCGGCUAUUUCAUUUUGAGGAAACUGGAUUGCGAUUAUGCCACAGACGAGUCUGGGCGUUCCGCUGAAUUUAAAUUAGGUGUAAGGCAUCACCGUUUGUAAUUAAAAAAGCAGGAAAAGCAAGGCCAGCGAGGAACGAAAGAUCAGAAAACCAGACGGAAAAUGACUUUUUUCAUUCUGUUAUGAACGGAGCUGUCGCCUGAUUGCAAUUAACUGUAGGGAUUGUCAGUCUGCUGAACAAAUCAACAGGUCCGAAUCCAAAACACGCAUCGCAAAAUAAAAGCGCACAUCAUCGUAAAGGGGAUGUAUCUAUCCGUUUUCUUCUUUCUCUUGCUGUGGGCACAAGCCCUUACAUUGAAAAACUUAAAUUAUUCCAUCCCCGAGGAGCAGGGGCCGGGGACUGUGCUUGGGAACAUUGCCAAAGACGCCAGACUGGGACCGGGAGAGCGGGGCAAAAAAUCCAACUUCAGGGUGUUGGAGAAUUCAGCCCCGCAUCUCAUUGACGUGGAUCCCGAAAGCGGGCUGCUUUAUACGAAGCAGCGGAUUGACAGGGAAACACUGUGUCGACGAAACCCCAAGUGCCAGCUUUCAAUGGAAGUGUUUGCCAACGAUAAAGAAAUCUGCAUGAUUAAGGUGGAAAUAUUGGACAUAAACGACAAUUCGCCCAGCUUUCCCUCUGAUCAAAUCGAUAUUGAUAUUUCUGAGAAUGCAGCUCCAGGAACCCGCUUUCCGCUAACAAGUGCACACGACCCAGAUUCUGGGGAGAACGGGUUGAAAACCUACCAGAUCACGCGAGACGAUUACAAUAUAUUUUCUUUGGAUGUAAAAUCCAGAGGCGACGGUACAAAGUUUCCAGAGCUAGUCAUUCAGAGACCGUUAGACAGAGAGGAGCGUAGCCAUCACACCCUCAUAUUAACAGCAACUGAUGGAGGGGAAUAUCCAAGAUCAGGAACGAUGCAAAUCAAUGUGAAGGUUAUUGAUUCUAAUGACAACAGCCCAACGUUCGAACAGCCUUCCUAUACGGUAGAGAUUCCUGAAAACUCUGCUCCGGGAAAAGUGCUGAUAGACUUGAAUGCAACCGAUCCAGAUGAGGGGAGUAAUGGCCAGGUGGUCUAUUCUUUCAGUGGCUAUGCACCCGACCGGAUCAGAGAGCUGUUCUCCAUUGACCCCAGAACAGGUGUCAUUAAGAUUCAGGGAGAAAUUGACUAUGAGGAAAAUCCAAUUAUAGAGAUUGAUGUUCAGGCGAAGGACCUUGGACCCAACCCGAUCCCAGGUCACUGUAAAGUGACUGUGAAAGUGGUGGACCGGAAUGACAACUGGCCGUCCAUAGGGUUUGUGUCCGUGCGCCAAGGGGCCAUCAGCGAGGCCGCGCCCCCAGGAACGGUCAUCGCGCUGGUCAGAGUCACGGACAAGGACGCCGGGCGGAACGGGCAGCUCCAGUGCAGGGUUCUGGGUAACGUGCCUUUUAAGCUGGAGGAGAACUAUGACAACCUGUACACCGUGAUCACUGACCGGCCUCUUGACCGGGAGGUGCAGGACGAGUACAAUGUGACCAUCGUGGCCAAAGACAAUGGGAUCCCACCGCUCAACUCCACAAAGUCAUUCACUGUCAAGAUCUUGGACGAGAACGACAACGCGCCCCGAUUCACGAAGUCGGUCUACCUGCUGCAGGUGCCUGAGAACAACAUCCCUGGGGAGUACCUGGGCUCGGUUCUGGCCCACGACCCGGAUUUGGGCCAGAACGGGACGGUGUCAUACACCAUCCUCCCAUCAAACGUGGGUGAUGUCUCAAUCUUUACGUAUGUCUCAGUCAACCCCACCAACGGUGCCAUCUAUGCCCUACGGUCCUUUAACUAUGAGCAGACAAAGUAUUUUGAGUUCAAGGUGGUGGCUAAGGACUCGGGCUCCCCUCACCUGGAGAGCAACGCCACGGUCCGGGUGAGUGUGCUGGAUGUCAAUGACAAUGCACCGGUCAUUGUGCUGCCCCUCCUCCAGAACGACACGGCUGAGAUCCACGUGCCCCGCAACGUAGGCGUGGGCCACAUCGUCACCACGGUGAGGGCGGUCGACAACGACUACGGUGAGAGCGGGCGGCUGACCUAUGAGAUCUCCGACGGCAACGAGGACCACUUGUUUGAGAUGGACUCGGUCACUGGGGAGAUCCGGACCGUCCACCCAUUCUGGGAGGAGGUGAGCCCCGUGGUGGAGCUUAUCGUCAAGGUGAUCGACCACGGGAAGCCCACCUUGUCCGCCGUGGCGAAGCUGAUAAUCAAGGCCUACACGGGGCCCCUUCCCGAAGGGGAGCCGAGGAUUAACGAAGAACAGCGGCAGUGGGACAUGUCCCUCCCGCUCAUCGUCACCCUCUCCAUCAUCUCCGUCAUGCUCCUGGCCGCCAUGGUGACCAUCGCCGUCAAGUGCAAGCGGGAGAACAAGGAGAUCAGGACGUACAACUGCCGGAUCGCCGAGUACUCGCACCCGCAGUUGGGCAAGGGCAAGAAGAAGAAGAUAAACAAGAAUGACAUCAUGCUGGUGCAGAGCGAGGUGGAGGAGAGAGACGCUAUGAACGUGAUGAACGUGGUGAGCAGUCCCUCCCUGGCCACCUCCCCCAUGUAUUUCGAUUACCAGACCCGACUGCCCCUCAGUUCCCCCAGGUCAGAGGUCAUGUACCUUAAGCCCACUGCCAACAACCUGACUGUUCCCCAAGGACACGUGGGCUGUCACACCAGCUUCACCAGCCCUGUGACUAACACCACUGAGACUCCGGUUAAUAGGAUGUCAAUAAUUCAGACAGACAAUUUCCCCGCAGAGUCCGCUUACAUGGGCAGCAGACAGCAGUUUGUGCAAAGCAGCUCCACAUUCAAGGACCCAGAGCGAGCGAGCCUUAGAGACAGUGGCCAUGGCGACAGCGAUCAGGCCGAUAGCGACCAGGACACAAAUAAAGGGUCUUGCUGCGACAUGUCUGCCAAGGAGGCUCUCAAGAUGAAGGCGACUUCUUCUAAAGCCCCACCUCUUGAGCAGGAAGAAGAGUGUGUUAACUGUACAGAGGAGUGCAGAGUGCUAGGGCACUCUGACCGCUGCUGGAUGCCUCAGUUCCCCGCGGGGAACCAGGCGGAGGGGGCUGACUACCGCACCAACGUUUUCGUGCCAGCGGGGAUGGAGGUCGCCGUGGAAACGGAGACCUACGAGACGGUCAACCCCAACGGGAAAAAGACUUUCUGCACCUUCGGCAAGGAGAGGCGGGACCACACCAUCUUGGUGGCGAACGUCAAGCCUUACCUGAAGGCCAAGCGGGCCCUCAGCCCCCUGCUCCAGGAGGUCCCCUCAGCCUCAAACAGCCCCACCAAAACCUGCCCGGCACCCUGCGCUUCUGGGAAAGCUCCCGCGGGCGGCGGGGUGGAGGGCAAGUCGGGCGGCUGCGGCGGUCACUACGGCCCGCCCGACGGACAGUACCUGUCGCCGAACAAGCAGGCGCGGGACGCCACGUCGCACGUGAACUCCGACCCCGUGGCCAAGGCGCUGACGGACGUGCGCUCGCGCGCCAGCCAGGACUCCGGGGAGAUGGACUCCGUGCUGGAGCAGCUGGAUCACCACGGCAACGCUGCCAACCUCUCCCAGGAGGGCAUGGAUGCCGACCAGGUGGUGCGGGAUAUCGACAAGCUCCUGCAGGACUGCAGAGGGAGCGAGGCCACGCCCCUCAGGAAGUGA